Molecule: messenger RNA, 1464 nt
Organism: Didymella exigua CBS 183.55
Lineage: Eukaryota; Fungi; Ascomycota; Dothideomycetes; Pleosporales; Didymellaceae
Product: acid protease
Exons: 2
Coding region: 1-1464 (487 amino acids)
Biological process (GO): proteolysis
Molecular function (GO): aspartic-type endopeptidase activity
Source: RefSeq, a predicted model, not a curated record
AUGCACACCCAACUGUCGACAUGGCUGGCCGUAUCAGCCGUACUGUGGCCAGCAGUCACAGCCUUCUAUCCCUACCAAUACAACGACGGUAGCACAACGACAGAGUCGAGUCGACGGAGCGCGAAGCUUUCGAGAGCGAGCUCGGGAUCGAUAACGGUCUCGCUACGACGUGUUCCCGUCCCCCUUCGCUCGAGGCAGCAGAACACAUACAACAUUGUCAACUCGAAAGAUCCAAGCCAGCUGAACAGCGUGGCGAUCGAUCAAGAUGGAAGCGACCUGAGCUACAUGGUUGCCGUAACCAUUGGCGACAGCAAAGAGGAGUACCACCUGCUACUCGACUCGGCAGCGAGCAACACGUGGGUGAUGGGGCAGGACUGCAAAAGCGAUGCCUGCGCAACGCACACCACGUUUGGCAAAGGGGACUCAAGCUCUCUGAAGACGCAAACCUCCCCCUUCAGCGUCACGUACGGCACCGGCUCCGUCAGCGGCACCCUCGCAACAGACACGCUGCACAUCGGCGCCCUCUCGCCCUCCGUCUCCUUCGGUCUCGCAACCAACGUCUCCAACGAAUUCAAAUCGUACCCCAUGGACGGCAUCCUGGGCAUCGGGCGGGGCGACGUGGUCCAAGGCAGCGCGCAGAUCAUGGACGUUCUCAAAGACGACAAGUUGAUCGGCGCGAAGCUGUACGGGAUCCACUUGAGCAGGACCAAAGACGGCCUGAACGACGGCGAGCUCAAUCUCGGCGAAGUCAACAAAAACAGAUAUUCAGGCGACCUGAACUGGCUCGACUGCAUCCCCAACGACACGGGGUUCUGGGAGAUCGCGCUCUCGGACGCGAGUGUGGAUGACAAGUCCCUCGGUCUCACUGGCAAACAAGGCAUCGUGGAUACAGGCACAUCGUACAUCCUGAUGCCGCCCUCGGACGCGUUGGCACUCCACUCCCUCGUCCCGGGCUACUCGCAAUCGGGCGAGACGUUCAGCGCGCCGUGCGACACCACCACGAAGCUGGCUUUCGUCUUCGGCAAACAGAGUUACGAGAUUGCUACUGCUGAUUGGCUGGGCGGGAAACUCGACUCCGGGCUGUGUCGCAGCAACAUCGUGGGGCGCCAGACAUUCAACGAGAGCCAGUGGCUGAUUGGCGAUGUGUUUCUCAAGAACGUGUACAGCGUGUUUGAUUUCGAGGGGAGCCGCGUGGGAUUGGGGAUGCCGCCGAAGGAGGGCGAGCAGAGCAGCUCGAGCUCCUCAAGCUCCUCAAGCGGAACUUCAUCUGCCACUUCGACGGCUGCGAAGACGAGCGGAGCGGCGGGUGCGUCGCAAACCGCAACGGUAGAGGGCAGCGCGGAUCCGUCCCCGAGCGCUGUCGCGGAGAGCCAGGGCCAGAGCAACCAGCAAGGAGGCGCUGGACUGGUGAAAGCUCCUUUCGUACUGACGAUGGUCGGUGUUGCAUGUUCUCUGUUGAUGUAG